Molecule: messenger RNA, 2024 nt
Organism: Peromyscus maniculatus bairdii (prairie deer mouse)
Lineage: Eukaryota; Metazoa; Chordata; Mammalia; Rodentia; Cricetidae
Gene: Klc3
Product: kinesin light chain 3
Biological process (GO): microtubule-based movement
Cellular component (GO): kinesin complex; cytoplasm
Molecular function (GO): kinesin binding
Source: RefSeq, a predicted model, not a curated record
CACACGCCCCGCCUCCCCGCCUGGCAGAGGUGGCGCCUCCGGUCCCAGGGCGCUUAGCAGGCUGGGAGCUCUGAGCUAGGGUGUCUGGGGACCUGGGUGGGGGGGCCGGGCCAGGUGAGCGGAGUGCAGCGGGGUGGAGGGGGCCCUGGAGCCAGCUGCUAGACCUGGUAGCUAACUCCGCAGAGUUUAGAGUUGCGCUCAGGGUAGAGCCCUGCCUGGGUUUACCAAGGAACAGCCAUGUCUGUGCAGGUGGCAGCCCCGGGAAGCACAGGGCUGGGCCCAGAGCGCCUGAACCCCGAGGAGCUGGUGCGGCAGACGCGACAGGUAGUCCAGGGGCUGGAGGCCCUGCGGGCUGAGCACUACAGUCUCGCCGGGCACCUGGCCGAGGCCCUGGCUGGGCCGGGUCCCGUGGCCGGAGCGGAGCUGCUGGAGGAGAAGCAACAGGUGGUGAGCCACUCGCUGGAGGCCAUCGAGCUGGGGCUGGGCGAGGCCCAGGUGCUGCUGGCCCUGUCCGCACAUGUGGGUGUGCUAGAGGCUGAGAAGCAGAGGCUGCGGGCGCAGGCGCGGAGGCUAGCCCAGGAGAACACGUGGCUGAGAGAGGAGCUGGAGGAGACGCAGAGGCGACUGCGGGCCAGUGAGGAGGCUGUGGCCCAGCUGGAGGAGGAGAAGAGCCACCUCGAGUUCCUGGGUCAGCUGCGGCAGUAUGAUGCACCCGAGGAGAGCCAGAGGCCCGAGUCCCCCCCUCGCCGAGACAGCCUGGCUUCUCUGUUCCCCAGUGAAGAGGAGGAAAGGAAAGGUCCCGAGGCAGCUGGAGCUGCAGCAGCGCAGCAGGGUGGUUAUGAGAUCCCAGCUCGCCUGCGGACCCUGCACAACCUGGUGAUCCAGUACGCCGGCCAGGGCCGCUACGAGGUAGCGGUGCCCCUGUGUCGCCAGGCCUUGGAGGACCUGGAGCGGAGUUCGGGCCACUGCCAUCCUGACGUGGCCACUAUGCUUAACAUCCUGGCACUGGUAUACAGGGACCAGAACAAAUACAAGGAGGCCACGGACCUUCUUCACGACGCCCUACAAAUCCGGGAGCAGACACUGGGUCCUGAACAUCCCGCAGUGGCUGCUACCCUCAACAACCUGGCCGUCCUCUAUGGGAAACGUGGCCGUUACCGGGAGGCAGAGCCCCUAUGCCAACGUGCCCUGGAGAUCCGUGAGAAGGUCCUGGGAGCCGACCACCCUGAUGUGGCCAAGCAGCUCAACAACCUGGCCUUGCUCUGCCAGAACCAGGGCAAGUUCCAGGAUGUGGAACGGCACUAUGCGCGGGCCCUGAGCAUCUACGAGGCCCUGGGGGGGCCUCACGACACCAACGUAGCCAAGACCAAGAACAACCUGGCCUCGGCCUACCUGAAACAGAACAAGUACCAGCAGGCAGAGGAGCUGUACAAGGAGAUCCUCAGCCAGGAGGCUCUGCCCGCCCCACUUGGAGCCCCCCAUGCAGGCACAGCUGGUGACGCUCAGCAGCAGGUCCUGCGUAGGAGCAGCUCCUUCUCCAAGUUCCGCGAGUCCAUCCGGCGGGGCAGUGAGAGGCUGGUCUCCCGCCUCCGAGGGGAGAGCGCGGCUGCCGGGAUGAAAAGGGCCGUAUCACUCAACAUGCUCAACAUGGACGGUCCACGGGCUGCCAGGACGCAGGUGAGGGCCAGUGGCGGAGCGGGAGCUGCCGGCGGGCUCAGCAACUGGGGAAGGGGGGGCUUCCUCCUGGGGACUCAGGAUAGGGGUGAGUGGCGGGCAGGAGAUGGCACGGCCCCAGUGUCAGCUGGGAAGGACCCCAACCACUGCUGUGCCCGCCCCCAGCUCUCGACGCGGCACCUGAGUGAGGCCCCUCGGACCCUCAGCGCCAGCACCCAGGACUUGAGCCCGCGCUAAGUGGACUGGCUGCAGUGGCCGCCGCUGCUCAGGAAGCGGGGAAGCGGGGUGGGUGGCACCUGUGGACCGGGAUCCUGCUGUCCCCUCCCUGUGAUUAAAGGCUGCACACUGGA